This is a messenger RNA of Pochonia chlamydosporia 170, 444 nucleotides long. RefSeq lists its product as hypothetical. The transcript has a single exon. Bases 1 to 444 code for a protein of 147 amino acids. Lineage: Eukaryota; Fungi; Ascomycota; Sordariomycetes; Hypocreales; Clavicipitaceae. The record is from RefSeq and is a predicted model, not a curated record.
AUGCCUUCCACACCAGACCCCUUCGACGACAUCCUCAACCUCGAGGACAACUUCUACCAACAAGGCUACACCCAAGGCCUCGCAGACGGCGAAAAAGCAGGCCGCAUGGAAGGCCGCUCCUUUGGCAUGCAAAAGGGCUUUGAGAAGUUUCUCGAAAGCGGCCGGCUAGCAAGUCGGGCAGUCAUCUGGGCAAACAGACUCCCUCCCCAGUCGCAACAAGAUCAAUCAGCGGACAGUGAGGUUGCGAAGCAGAAGGAGACAAAGUGCACAUUACCGCCGCUACCGAGCAAUGCGCGGUUAGACAAGAAUGUGAGAAUGGUGUACUCGCUGGUUGAGCCGGAUACGUUAUCGACAGAGAAUACGGAUGAGGCGGUUCAGGAUUUUGAUGAUCGGGUGAAGCGGGCGCAGGGGAAGGUCAAGGUUGUAGAGAGGAUGGUUUCAUGA